AUGGUCGAUUUCAACGUCAACGGCAAAGUUGCCGUCAUCACCGGCGGCACCAGAGGUCUCGGCCUCAACUGUGCUGAGGUGUUAGCUCUCAAUGGCGCCUCCACGGUUAUCAUCACCCUGAGAAAGGCCAAGGCCUGUGAAGAAGCCAAAAAGUACCUCGAAGGCAUCACUCAAAAAGCUGGUAAACAAGUGAAGGUUAUUUCGAUUCCUGCUGACCUUGCUAAGCCCGAACAAGCGCAAGCGUUCUUCGACGAGGCCAGCAAGCACGUCGACAAGGUCGACAUCUUGAUUGCCAACGCCGGUGCCACCUGGGGUGAGGAUCUUGAAACCCACCCAACUUCUGCCAUUGAAAAAGUGUUGACGCUUAACGUGACGCUGGUGUUCCACCUGAUCCAGCUUUUCACUCCCUUGUUGGAAGCUGCGGGGACCAAGGAAGACCCCCUGAGAGUGUUGAUCAUGUCCUCGGUGGCUUCUGUCGGCACCAGUGGUAUGUCCAACACCUAUGGCUACAUGGCGUCGAAGGCCGGUGUCGCCCACAUGGGUAAGAACCUUGCCGUGCAAUUGGGUCCUCGUAACAUCAACGUGAACUCGUUGGCUCCCGGUUUCUUCCCCACCAAGAUGUCUAACGGGUUGUUGGAUGCCAUUGGUGAGAUCAUGAUUGAAACCAACCCCCGUGGUCGUUUGGGUGAACCCUCGGACAUCCAGGCGGCUACUCUCUUCUUGUGUGCCAAGCAGUCGGCGUACAUCAACGGGAUCGUCUUGUUUAUCGAUGGUGGUGGCCACUUGAACUCCCCCGCCGCCAGAUUUUAG
Diutina rugosa is the source of this 810-nucleotide messenger RNA. RefSeq lists its product as uncharacterized. The coding region runs from base 1 to 810 and encodes 269 amino acids. The transcript has a single exon. NCBI's taxonomy places the organism in Eukaryota, Fungi, Ascomycota, Pichiomycetes, Serinales, Debaryomycetaceae. The record is from RefSeq and is a predicted model, not a curated record.